AUGGAACAGUACGGCAACACAGCGACUUUUAACGUAGAGUCGGUUUUGCAAAAAAAUAUCGUGAACUCGGAGUAUUACCGGGACACGUGCAUGAAGCUGGGCACCUGGGAGGAGGUUGUGGAUGAGAUCUAUUACAGUGUUCAGGAUGUUGAGCCCUGGAUGAGUGGCAACGCUCGUGGAGCGUCCUCAGCAUUUUGCCUGCUCUACAGGCUUUUUACGUUGGUUCCAUCCAAACCGCAGAUAAAGAACCUCUUGGAUCACACUGAUUCGCCAUACAUUCGAGCGGUUGGAUUCCUGUACCUUCGCUAUGCGGCCAACCCACGGACUCUGUGGGAGUGGAUCCAGCCGUAUGUCAGGGACAGCGAGGAGAUCGACCCCAGCCCGGAAGGACAUGGCAAGACUGUGACAAUGGGCGAGUUUGUGCGUGAUGUUUUCCUCGAACAGUACUAUUUCGAGACGAUCUUCCCGCGCAUCCCCAAGCCGGUGCACGACGACUUUGUGUCCAAGCUGACCGCGCUCGGGCUGCCCAGCCGGGCAGUGGGCAACGCCGGCCAGGGCGGCACCGACCGCCGCGGCAUCGAGGAAGCCAACCGGCGGCCCGCCUCCGUCAAGGCCUCCCUGUCUGUGGCAUUUGGGCAGCGUGCUCCAAACCGCGCAACGGCGCGAGAGGAGGGCCGUGGCCUGGGUGCCGGCAUGAAGGGCGGCUCUGGCGCGGCACUGCCGCCGCCUCGGUCACCUGCGCGGCCCCGGGACAGGGACGUGGAAAGGGAGAGGAGGCCAGAUGGGGGCAGCAGCAGAGACCGCGACAGGGAGAGAGACAGAGGGCGCAGUGAUCGGGACAGGGAUAGAGACAGGCACUCCUCACGUGACGCCAGGAUCGGGGACAGGGACCGUGACAGGGAGAGGGAGAAGCGGCGAGAUGAUGCAGGAGACAGGAAGCGGCACAGGGAGGAGGGUGACAGGGACCGGGGGCGGGAGCACAAGCACAGGCACAGCAGCCGCGAUCGCGAUGGGUACCGCCGCUGAUGUCAGCGCCACCGAUGUCAGCGCGCGAUGUCAGAAAUGUCAAUGUCAGCGCGCGAUGUGAGGGAUGCUGAUGUUACCAACUUGUGUCAGCAUAGCUCCAUGUCGAUUGCUAUGCCGCAGCGGACCUUGCUGGUCAAGCGAAAACGGAAUGCAGGACAUACCAAGGCAGUGUGAGAGCCCAGUAUUGCGCAAACUUUAAACCUUAAUUGUUGAAUUGAGGGGGCACCCACAAUUUGUGAUAUCGGCGCUGCAUUGUGUUCUGGCCAGGCGUGCUUUUGCCUGAUGUGUGCCAUUUGCUGGGAGGCACCUACAUUGACGUGAAUCCUCCACUGCCUGGCAGGGUCCCACUGAUUUGGGGUGUCUGAUGGUGAAAUAUUAGAUAUCUGCUGGUAGCAUGGUAGCAUGGCCCACACGUGGCCCAAAUCCUAGAAUUUUUAAAGGUUUGUUUUUGACGACGGUUGCAUGCUGCUGUCAGGCUGAUAAACAUGGAUGCAAGAUUGCAUCCCAGAUGGGAUUGCCAGGAAUGCGAUUGUAAGCCAUCAAUCCAUGGCGGCACUUCUCUAGUUCUUAAGACAUCACUGUCAGUGUGAGUCACUGAGUUACAUAGGGGCCCCCGGA
Coccomyxa subellipsoidea C-169 is the source of this 1644-nucleotide messenger RNA. RefSeq names its product PRP38-domain-containing protein. Gene Ontology annotation, cellular component: precatalytic spliceosome. The transcript is spliced from 8 exons. Bases 1 to 1026 code for a protein of 341 amino acids. NCBI's taxonomy places the organism in Eukaryota, Viridiplantae, Chlorophyta, Trebouxiophyceae, Coccomyxaceae. The record is from RefSeq and is a predicted model, not a curated record.